Messenger RNA from Drosophila persimilis, 356 nucleotides. RefSeq lists its product as uncharacterized. The transcript has a single exon. Bases 58 to 204 code for a protein of 48 amino acids. The record is from RefSeq and is a predicted model, not a curated record. Lineage: Eukaryota; Metazoa; Arthropoda; Insecta; Diptera; Drosophilidae.
GAACUUUAGCAGAGAAUACUUCGAAUCGAUCGAAUCGGUGCUGUCCGAGAAGCAGAAAUGACAUCGACCUUACUGUCAACCCUUUCCAACAUCUACACGGGGAUGUUUAACUUCGUCAAGUCUCGAUUUCCCUUCCUGAUUGAGGCUGCCAUGGUGACUCUCUGCUUCGCCUCCAUAGUAGGCAGAUACUGCAUACUGAUAUAGAAACUGAACAACGAAGCAUCGCAUACCACCAGGAAUCAUACUCGCACAUACACUAUAUGUACAUACAUGUGUAAAUGUAAAUCGAACGAACUUUAUAUUUAGAUGUGUGUUUGUGGAAUUAUGUGAAUACAAACUAAAUGCUUAAACCUAAA